AUCGCCUUUUCUGAUCGUUGAAACUAACUUACGUUGUCUUAGUACUAAAACAAUUUUAAAGUUCAUGUGGAAGCGGAAUUUAAUGGCUGUUUAUUAUUUGUACGACCAAAAAAAUUCGACAGUUAUCUUUACGCUGAAUCCUUUUGCAAGCUACGCACCGGUACCGUGGGAACUGAUUGUCGAAUUCGUCAACGACGAUGACAAGAAAAUGACACUCUACAGGCUACAAUACACAAAAGAUCCAUGGGUUUGUCAAAGUAUAACAUUUGACAAAACGGAUCGUAUAGAAAAUGCAAAGGUUAAAACUUCUCAAUUUACUUUUAGAAAAGAUAUUUUCAAUAAUAAAAUGUUGGAACGACAAUAUGGUAACGUUUUUAUUAAUAUGAGCUUGAAAAAGAAAUAUAUGACAUUACAUCGGCUAUCACUUCUCAUGAAUGCCACGCCAACAAUCGACUUUAUUCCGAACGUGAAGAUGCCAAAAUUAUUAAGCAAGGUUACGUCAAAGAAUUAGCUGAUGAAAUUUAUGAUAUCUAUGAUCAGCGACUUCCGAUAGAAGCUACUGAAUACAAGCACGUGGAUAUCAUUGCAGAUUAUCAUGAAAUGACGUUCUCAAUCUUGACUAAGAA
Messenger RNA from Cotesia glomerata, 626 nucleotides. RefSeq lists its product as uncharacterized. The record is from RefSeq and is a predicted model, not a curated record. The transcript is spliced from 2 exons. The coding region runs from base 65 to 511 and encodes 148 amino acids. NCBI's taxonomy places the organism in Eukaryota, Metazoa, Arthropoda, Insecta, Hymenoptera, Braconidae.